CAGAAGCAUGGCCUGAUGUUCGAGGUGGUUGAUCUGAGGUGGGGUAUCCGGAACACCGAGGCCACUGACCACAUGACCACAGAACUUUGCUUGGAGGAGCUUGACCGGUGUCGGAAAACAUCCAUAGGGCCAGCUUUUGUCGCCCUCCUAGGUGACCAGUACGGCCCCUGUCCCAUCCCCACGCUGAUUGAGGAAAAGGAGUGGGAGGUGCUGAAGGCUCAGCUGACCGCGAGUCCACGUGAUCUGGAGCUGGUGGCACGUCGCUUCUGGAGGGACGAGAACGCUGUGCCCCCCACCUACCUGCUGCAGGCCCCGUGCAUUGGGGAGGCCCGUGGCCCCGAGGAGGCCACCCUGACCUCCGUCUUGCGCACAGGAGCCCAGGAGGCCCGGAGGCUGGGCCUCAUCACUCAGGAACAGUGGCACCGCUACCACCGAUCAGUCAUUGAGUGGGAAAUAGAACGGGGCCUGCUGAGCUCAACAGAUGGGGACCGGGGGGUGACUGUCUUCCUGAGAGAGAUCCAGGACCUCAACAAACACAUCUUGGAAGACUGUGCCCUCAAGAUGGUAGACCGGCUCAUGGACGGCUGCCUGGACACAGAUGCCCAGAACCUCCUCAGCAGCCUCAAGGGGCGCAUUGCCAACAAGCAGCCUGGAGUUCUCAAGACCCACCACCUGACAUGGAGUCGAGAUCUGGUGAACCCCAAAAACAAGGCUCACGCCCGGUACCUGAAGGAGCUGGGGGAGCAGUUUGUGGCCAGGGCUAACUAUCAGGUCCUCGAGCACCUCCGAGAGCUGGAGGUGGGCAGGCAGGAGUUGGCAUGGCUCUACCAGGAGAUCCGCCACCACCUAGGGCUCAGUGCUGAGGCCACCAGGACCUUCUGUGGGCGCCAGGAGCUACUGGCCCAGCUGGGGCAGCAGCUCAGGCUUAGUGACAGCCAGCCUCACCCGCCUCUGGUGCUCUUUGGACCCCCAGGCAUUGGAAAGACCACUCUGAUGUGCAAGCUUGCUGAGCGAAUGCCAGGGCUGCUGGGCCGCAAGACAGUGACUGUUCUGCGCCUUCUAGGGACCUCACAGAUGAGCUCCAAUGCCCGAGGCCUGCUCCACAGCAUCUGCUUCCAGGUGUGCCUGGCCUACGGACUGCCACUGCCCCCCGCCCAGGUCCUGGAGGCCCAUGCCAGGGUGGUCCAGUUUUUCCACGCCCUCCUCCAUACUGUCUCCUGCAGAAACUUCGAGUCUCUCGUGAUCCUCCUGGAUUCGGUGGAUGAGGUGGACUCUGUCCACCGUGCUCGGAGGAUUCCCUGGCUGCCUCCCAAUUGCCCUCCUAGGGUCCACCUCGUCCUCUCAGCCUGCUCAGGACAGCAGGGGGUUUUAGACACCAUGCAGAAGGUGCUCACAGAUCCAGGGGCUUACUGGGAGGUGAAACCUCUCUCUGGAAACCAGGGACAAGAGAUGAUCCAGCUCCUGCUGGCAGCCUCAAGGAGGACGCUGAGCCCCAUGCAGAGGGACCUGCUCUGGGCCAGCCUUCCGGAGUGUGGACACCCAGGGCGGCUGAGGCUGGCCUUUGAGGAGGCCAGGAAAUGGGCCUCCUUCACUGUGCCAGCCCCUCUGGCCUCCACUUCUAGGGAAGCAACGCACCAGCUGUGUGCCCGUCUGGAGCAGACACACGGGCAGCUCCUGGUGGCCCGUGUGUUGGGCUACAUUGUAUCUUCCCGGCAUGGGCUCUCGGAGGCAGAGCUGAAGGAUGUCCUGUCCUUGGAUGAUGAGGUUCUGCAGGCUGUGUACCAGGACUGGACCCCGCCCAGCAGGGAGCUGCUGCGUUUCCCACCCCUGCUGUGGGUGAGGCUUCGUCGAGAUCUGGGUAUCUGCUUGGCCAGGCGGCCAGUGGAUGGCUUCUUGCUCCUGGCCAUCGCUCACAGACAGCUGGCCGAGGUGGUCCAAGAGCGCUACCUGUCUGGGCCCGAGAAAGCCAAGAGUCACGGAGUCUUGGCUGACUUCUUCUCAGGGGCCUGGAGCCAGGGCACCAAGAAGCUCAUCACCCUGCCACUCGUGGGAAAACCUCUGAACCUGGACCGCAAGGUGGCCCCUCAGCCCCUGUGGUUCUCAGAUGCAGUUGCGAACCUGCGGAAGCUGAAGGAAUUACCCUAUCACCUGCUCCACUCGGGCCGCAUUGAGGAGCUGAAGCAGGAGGUGCUGGGUAGUAUGAACUGGAUUUCCUGCCGGGGCAUCUCAGGGGGCAUCGAGGGCGUGUUGGAUGACUUUGACCUGUGUGCCCCUCACGUGGACUGUUCUGAGGUCAGCCUGGUCUGGGAAGCCCUCCAGCUGUGCCGCCCAGCUGUGGAGCUCCAAGGCAUGGAGAGAAGUGUCCUGUAUACAGAACUUCUGGCCAGACUCCAUUUCUUCGCUACCUCGCAUCCAGCACUGGUGGGACAGCUGUGCCAACAGGUGCAGAGCUGGUUCCGGGUGUGCCCAUUCCCUGUGCUGGUGCCCCUCGGAGGAUUCCUCCAGCCUCCAGGAGGACCCCUCCGGGCGACCCUCACUGGCUGUCAUAAAGGCAUUACAGCCAUGGCGUGGAGCCUGGAAGAGAAGCUGCUGGUGGUUGGCACCCAGGAGGGCAUGGUGGCUGUGUGGGACAUGGAAGAGCAGCAGGUGAUCCACAUCCUAACUGGACACAGAGGAGAGGUGAGGUGUGUGAAAGUAUUUGCCAAAGGGACGCUCGCCAUCUCUGCCUCAAAGGACCACACCCUGCGCUUGUGGAACUUACUCUCUGGACAAGAGAAAAUCACCAUUUGGGAUGGAGGCUCAAAAGAUUCCACUGAACCUCAGAUCUGGAGUCUUCAUGUGGAUGAAUCAAAGAAGGCUGUAUAUUCAGCAUCUAGCUCAAAGGUCAAUGCUUGGAAUCUGGAAACUGGAGAGCUGAUUUUCUGUAUCCUGGGUGAUGCCUCCGAACCCUGGGUGUCCACGGCAGUGCUGACUUCCCAGGCCACCCUGCUGACAGCAUCCAAGGGUGGUGUGGUCUGUCUGUGGAGCUCAGACACAGGAAAACUACUGAGGAAGCAACAUUUAUCCAGCAUCAAAGAAGAAACACUUACCUGUGUGGUCUCGGUCCAAAAACAAGGAAAGAUGGUGACUGGGACGAGCAAGGGCUCCAUCUCUUUGUUUUCGUCGGAAGGAGACAGUCUGCUGGAGAAGCUUCCGGAAGCUGUGGGGUUCCUGGUGGUCUCUGAAGAUGAGUCCCUUCUUGCUGCAGGUUUUGGAAGAUCCGUGCGGAUAUUUUUGGCAGACUCACAGGGGUUUCAUCGAUUCAUGGCCACUGACCUUGAACAUGAAGACAUGGUGGAGACCGCUGUUUUUGGUCCUGAAAACAAUCUGAUUGUCACUGGAUCCCGGGAUGCACUCAUUCAGGUGUGGAGUCUGUCAGAACAGGGAACUCUGCUGGACAUCUUAGAAGGUGUUGGGGCCCCUGUAAGCCUGCUGUCCCAGGCUGGCACCUUGGUGGCUUCUGCUUCCCAUCAGUCCUCAUCUUUUAAAGUCUGGGAUCUCGGCUACACUCAGAAGCCAAGGGCCUCUACCCCGUUUCUGGACCGCACUGGCCUCACUGCCGUGUCACACAACGGAAGCUACAUUUACUUCCCUAAAGUUGGGGACAAAAACAAAGUCACCAUUUGGGACUUGGCAGAAGGCGAGGAACAGGAUACCCUGGAUACCUCCAAUGAGGUCAGGUGCCUGGAGGUCGCCGAGCAGACCAAGCUCCUUUUCACUGGCCUCGUUUCUGGGAUCGUCCUGGUGUUCCCCCUGAAUUCCAGACAGGAUGUGAUGUGCAUCCCCCCUCCAGAGGCCCGGAAAGCCAUCAACUGCAUGGCGCUUAGUAAGGACGAGGGGCACCUGGCCAUCGCCUAUGACAGCAUCGUCCUGGUGCUGGACAUCAGCCCCGGGGAUCCCUGCCCAGUCAUCGAUGGGCCAACAUACACCUUCUAUACCCAGCUGCCUGACACCAUAGCCAGCGUGGCUGUUCUGGCGGAUUAUCGUGUGGUCUAUGGCAUGACCAAUGGUGACCUCUUCCUCUAUGAGUGUGCGAAUUCCAAGGUGUUCCCUCUGGAGGCCCACAGGAGCCGAGUCACCUGUGUGGAGGUCAGCCACAAAGAGCAGCUGGCAGUCAGCGGGUCAGAGGAAGCCCUGCUGUGUCUCUGGGACCUGCAGACUUGCAAGUGGAAAUUCGAGAUGAGCUCCACGAAUUCUUACUGUAGAGGAGUCCAGUGCGCUUGCUUCUCCAAGGAUGACAACUAUGUCUACGCAGGCUUGAAGGAUCGCUCCAUAAUCGUUUGGAGUGUACUGGAUGGCACCCUCCUGGCUGUCCAGUUUGUCCAUGCCAUAGUGAAUAGAAUCAUCCCAACCGCCAAUGGCUUCAUCGCCCCCACCAGACAUGGCUAUCUCAUCCGUGAACGUUUCCAGUGCCCUUCAUCAAGAGUCUCACAGCAGGACCCUCUCAAGAACUUCAAGAAGGCAGUGUGGAUGGUCAAAUCCAGGCAGAGAGAAGAACUGGCGGCUGCUGCAGGAGCACUCCAGGACUUAAGAUCAGGGAGUGCCCAAGGAAAUGAAUCCAAGUCAAAUAAACGUUCACAAGUCUGCUUGCUAGUAUAA
Messenger RNA from Phacochoerus africanus (Common warthog), 4638 nucleotides. It is a transcript of the gene NWD1, whose product is annotated as NACHT and WD repeat domain containing 1. Gene Ontology annotation, molecular function: protein binding. The record is from RefSeq and is a predicted model, not a curated record. Lineage: Eukaryota; Metazoa; Chordata; Mammalia; Artiodactyla; Suidae.